AUGUCAUAUAUCUUGCAGCAGAAGGUCUCCUUUGGUGCUGACAAUUGGUGCUUGCGGCUGCGGCCAUUGUACCAGGCAGGAGUGUUAGCGGCGUUGAGUAACGGCCAUGUACACCUUGUUGAUUGGGCCACGGGGAAGUCUGUUCUCGAUGUAGCGGCGCACGAGUCGUCGAUAAAUGGGUUACAGGUGCUGGACAGCGCGCAUGACCGGGGGACAGUGUUUGCAACGGCCGCGGACGAUGGCGUGAAACUGUUUGACAUUCGCACACGCGGCUGCGUUGCGACGUUGACGGACGCGAACGGCGCUCCAGCCCUGUCACUGGACUCGCGCCACGGCAUGCUUGCAUUUGGGACUGAGUUGGUGGGGGUUGAUGCCGUGGUUAGUCUCUUUGCUCUGGGCGAGUGGGGGCGGCCACUGCGGGCGUUCGUGGAUUCGCACCACGACGACGUUACAGACGUCAAAUUCCAUCCCACCGACUCGAAUCUGCUACUUAGCGGCUCUACCGACGGAUACGUCAAUGUUUACGACCUGAAACAGUCCGAGGAAGAUGAAGCGCUCCACCAAGUAAUUAACUUUGCCAGUAUCCACUCGUGCGGCUGGCUCUCACCCAAGCGCAUAUGGUCACUGUCGCAUAUGGAGACCUUUGCGAUUCACGAGCUGAACGAUAAAUCGGAGCAUGCCAACGAGCCACAACCGCAGUUGUUUGGCGAUGUCAGGGAACCGUGGGCAUGUGACUACGUGGUGGACGUCUACCCAGGCUUUAUUGCUGCGGGCAGUACCCGAGAAAAUGCCGGAGAGCUGCGGCUGCUGCCCCUACGGGACGAGUGCGUUGAUGCCGCCAAUGCUAUUGUUUUGCCCCAGGCACAUGGUGAUGAAGUUGUCCGCGAUGUCCUUGUGCCAGCAUCCAGCCCAGAGUUGCUCUACUCUGCCGGCGAGGACGGCAACAUGGCUAUAUGGAAGUCCACACUCGGUCCAUUGAACGUGCCAGUCGACUUCUGGGACUACUCCAAGAAGGAGACCGUGCUCGAAGAUCUGCCGUCGAGCGGAUUAGACGACACGCAUUCUGCGCAGCACAACGACCAAGCCAGCAGUCUCUCUGGACAGAGCCAACCGGAGCAACAGGAAUACAGACAGGUACAAAGCGAUGGUAUGAGGAGGAACCGCUCAUCUAAGCACUCCAAGAAGCAUAGCGCUCGGUUUACACCAUACUAG
Eremothecium gossypii ATCC 10895 is the source of this 1212-nucleotide messenger RNA. RefSeq lists its product as uncharacterized. Lineage: Eukaryota; Fungi; Ascomycota; Saccharomycetes; Saccharomycetales; Saccharomycetaceae. Bases 1 to 1212 code for a protein of 403 amino acids. The transcript has a single exon. Gene Ontology annotation, molecular function: protein binding. The record is from RefSeq and is marked provisional.